This is a messenger RNA of Hyla sarda, 2411 nucleotides long. It is a transcript of the gene EFHD1, whose product is annotated as EF-hand domain family member D1. The transcript is spliced from 4 exons. NCBI's taxonomy places the organism in Eukaryota, Metazoa, Chordata, Amphibia, Anura, Hylidae. Gene Ontology annotation, molecular function: calcium ion sensor activity. Gene Ontology annotation, cellular component: mitochondrial inner membrane. The record is from RefSeq and is a predicted model, not a curated record. The coding region runs from base 143 to 982 and encodes 279 amino acids.
CGCUGUCCUCCUGGAUGAGGAGUAUGUGUGCUGCGCCCUGAUUGGCUUCCCCUGAUACAGCUGUACAUGGUCUCCGGUGCUCGGGACCGGCUCGGUUUCCCCUGAGGCUGCACCUGUUGUCCCGCCGGGUGAGGGGGGAGACAUGCCGGAGUCUGCAGAGAGGAGAGCCGAAGUUCUGAGCGCUCCCCUCCCCUCCCGGCUCCUCCCCGCCGCCUUAUCCCCGGAGCGGCUGGAAGUUGCUGAGCACUUGUGUGCGCCCCUCCCGGCCCCCAUGGCAGAGAACGAGCUGGCCCAGAAGCUGCAGCGCCGCUUGGUGCUGGAAGAUGCCCCGACAGAGGGCGAGGUGCCCGGACACCCCGAGCCCAACGGGGGGGAGGAGGAGGAGGAGGGCGAGAAGCCGACCACUGCCUAUGCAGACUCCGAGCUGAGUGCCAAGCUGAACCGGAGGAAUGACAUCAACCAGGGCAACGCCGUGCCAUCCAACCGGGGCCACAUCUUCAACCCGUACACAGAGUUCAAGGAGUUCUCCCGAAAGCAGAUCAAGGAUAUGGAGGCCAUGUUCCGCCAGUACGACACUGGAAAGGACAAUUUCAUAGACCUAAUGGAGCUAAAGCUCAUGAUGGAGAAGCUGGGCGCCCCACAGACUCAUCUUGGUUUGAAGAACAUGAUAAAAGAAGUAGAUGAAGAUAUUGAUGGAAAGCUGAACUUCCGAGAGUUUUUACUGAUAUUCCGCAAGGCAGCGGCGGGCGAGCUGGAGGAGGACAGCGGACUGAUGUCUCUAGCUAAACUCUCUGAAAUUGAUGUGUCAACAGAGGGCGUAAAGGGGGCCAAGAGCUUCUUUGAGGCCAAGGUCCAGGCUCUCUCUGCAUCCAGUAAAUUUGAGUCAGAAAUUCGUGCUGAACAGGAUGAGAGAAAGCGACAGGAGGAGGAGAAGAAAAACCGUCGAGCUGCCUUCAAAGAACUGAAAUCUGCUUUUAAUUAGGACAUUGCCGCCUUUUAUACUAACAUUUGACCAUGGUCUUCAGUCACUUUUAACAAAAUGCCGCCUAAAGUUCUAUUGGGUUUUAAUGAUUGCGAGGCCGGGUCUUGUGCUUGUGACACCUUGUAAAGCAAGGAGCUUUGUCCCUCCUGCUAGUUUACUAAAAUAGCCUCUUGACUCCUAUAUCCAAAAGAAGCCAAUCUAGCAGUAUUUGCUCCUGUACAUACUGAAACAUGCCUAAUGUGCUAUAGGUGAUAAAACUACUGUCCUUUCUCUUUGAUUGUAUCUAAAUACAGUAUAUAAUGGGUGUAAAGUAAUUUAAGGGUUCUUACAUGCUUCAUAGUCCACUUCUGGAUUAACUCUAAAUAAUGUCUACAUGGCUAGAAGGGCAAGAAAAGAUAAAGCCAACCCCUAUAGACCUUCAUUCCACUGAUCUGUAACAUUCCUUGUUAGGAUCAUAAUGUGGCAGGUUUGUUGCAGUCCUUUCCUGGGAUUGUCGCAUUUAUCUGAAUGGCGCUGCAUAAACCCAUGUGUUUGCUUCUUAAAGACCCUCAAAUUCAGAAACAAUCCUCUCUGCAUCAAAUUUGCCACAUGUGAAUAUACUCUGAGAUCUGGUGUAACAACAAUAAAGGGGUUAUCCAGGAAUAGAAAAACAGAGCGAAUCUCUUUCAAAAACAGCUCCCUGUCUGUCCCCAGGUUGUGUGUGUGUGUUAGUACAACUUGGCUCCAUUCACUUAAAUGGAACUGAGCUGCGGAACCACCCCCAACAUGGAGACAGACAGACGGAGCUGUUUUUGAAAGAAAUUAGCUCAGUUUGUCUAUUCCUGGAUAACCCCUUUAAAUGGAACCUGAAAAUGCUGGUUAAUCUACUGGCAUAAUGUUAGAGCGGGUGGAGCUCAUGUAGAACUUUCUGUUCUUUAGUGGUCCAGUUGGGGGGUCCUGCGCAAUGGUUUCCUGUAUGAGCUUAUACAGAGUUAGUUGUCAAUCAUUAUUAGGACUGCCCACUGGACUCCUAAACCACAAUUAACAGGGAUUUAAAUGAAGAAAAAGUUAGACUGAAUGUUUUGCCACACUAUGGGGGAGAUUUAUCAAAACCUGUGCAGAGUCCAAGUUGCCCAGUUGCCCAUAGCAACCAAUCAGCUCGCUUCUUACAUUCCUAACAAGGCCUGUGAAAAAUGAAAGAAGCGAUCUGGUUGCUAUGGGCAACUGGGCAACUUUGACUCUGCACAGAUUUUGAUAAAUCUCCCCCAAUAUAUCACUGCACAGCUUCUCCUGCUACAUGACCUACCAGCAGACCAGAUUGUAUGUUCAAUGUGAAGGGUUCCCUGUAAGACCCACAAAGUCAUUAAAGGGGUACUCCACUGGCCAGCGUUCAGAAGCAAAUAUUCCGAAUGCAGUUUUCGCGCUGUGGGGGUCGGCCACACCUUUCGUG